GUAUUAUUCUUUCAAGUUUGCACACGAAGAACAGUUUUCCUGCAAGGCGUCUUCGAGAGCGGAGAGAGUGCUUCACGCUUCAGGCUGUCUCCCGGGCAGACGGCGACUUGACCUAGAGAGGCGCCAUCCCUGCUGUGUGCGUGUCACGCUCUGUGUCUCGCAGCGUGCGUGCUGGGUGCGUUGGAAUCGGCAGCUGGUUGCUCUCUCAUACUAAAUAAAACAAGCUGCUGUAGAGGCUGUGCCAAGCUGCUACGGAGCAUCGACCGAGGCAUCAUGGUCCUUGGGACGAUCAUCUUUGCUGGCGUGGCUGGCGUGAUGCUGGGGUGGAACAUUCACGUCAUGCGAAAGAACGGGGUCUGCUGUCCCCCUCCACGAGCGGAUGGCACUCCAGAGUCGUCGUCUCGCGCGGUAUCGGAAAGCCCGCACCUCCGCAGACGCCGGCACCGCUCAUCCAGCAGUCGUAACAGGGCGCACAAGGACAAGGAGGCGGACUUGCGACGCCGGGCUAAGAAGGCGGGGGUCGGCGGCGGCGGCGGCGGCGGCGGUUCGGGGUCGACCAAGGUCAUGAUGGACGCCGUCCAAGAGCAGCAGGAGGAGGCGCAGCAGGCUCCGGCGUUCGGCAUGUCGACGGAAGCGACGGGGAGAGUAAACGGGGGAGAGGAAGGAGCCCCCCCGGGGCAGUGAAACCCCCCCCAAGACGGAGCCGGGUUAAGGCUGCCCUGCAGGGAUAACCUCAACAGUAUCACGGGGUGGCGAUACAAGAAUCGGGCCGCGGUAAGGCUACCCUGCAAGGAUCGUGUCAACAGCAGUCCCAAAGGGUGGCGGUAUGAGCGGCUUGGGCGGUAGAGGCAUUAAAGAACGAGACUCUAUUUUGGUUCCCGUUUGGCAUGCUGGUGGUCAUUCGGCCUGGCUUAGGGUUUUCGGCCCACACGUCGUACGCCGUGUUGUCCACCUGGCGAGUUUUUGUGUGGGGUGUGCUGGGCACUUCCUCGUCGCAGAUCAGCGUUUUUUGGGUGUGUAAUCGUUGUGGAAGGUGGUUUUCGAGUGAGUCGCGUGGUCGUGCUGGUUCCUUUGGGUUUCUCAACUAGUGCAUGGUCGGACUUAUUUUUUGAUGUUUGGUAAUAUGCGUUGCCGUCCCCGCGUUUCCCAUUUGGGGAGGGGGGGGCGUUUUCCGUUUGGGGAGGGGGGGAGGUGCAG
Molecule: messenger RNA, 1197 nt
Organism: Ectocarpus sp. CCAP 1310/34
Lineage: Eukaryota; Phaeophyceae; Ectocarpales; Ectocarpaceae
Source: the annotation of a GenBank genome assembly